Messenger RNA from Daldinia caldariorum, 2130 nucleotides. Its product is annotated as FAD/NAD(P)-binding domain-containing protein. Gene Ontology annotation, molecular function: NADP binding; flavin adenine dinucleotide binding; N,N-dimethylaniline monooxygenase activity. The record is from RefSeq and is a predicted model, not a curated record. Bases 118 to 1758 code for a protein of 546 amino acids. NCBI's taxonomy places the organism in Eukaryota, Fungi, Ascomycota, Sordariomycetes, Xylariales, Hypoxylaceae. The transcript has 4 exons.
AAUACCUAGUGUUUUUUGUUUGUUUAACUAUUGCCAUUGUCGUCUACCCAGCUAGGUAGUUUGUUUACGAACAGGUUAAGUGAUUCUCCUCAAUCUUAGUUUCCCAACUAGCUCGUGAUGUCUCCUCGGGAGAAAGCCCCCGGAGCUUGGUCCGACUUUCGAGCCGGAGCCGGAAGAGAGCUUAAUGAUCUAAGCAACCCUCUCAUUCAUCCCUUCAAUUUCGUAUCAAAGAUACUUCAGUGGCAGUUCCAAAUCGGCUUCCUUAUAUUCCAAUGGUUUGCCGACAAGCUAUUCUCCCCAACACCUCCGGGUCCAAGCACCCAGUUAGGGAGACCUAAGGUUGCUAUUAUCGGUGCUGGUAUAACUGGCGUGACAUCAGCAGCUCAUUGCAUUGGUCAUGGAUUUGACGUCGUAAUAUUCGAGGCUGGUGAUAAAAAGAGCCUAGGAGGCAUCUGGAGCAAAGUAAAUAAUACUUCAAGCUUACAAAUACAUUCGUUCAUGUAUCGAUUCCACCCAUCAGUCAAAUGGCAACACGGUUAUCCAGACCGACAGCAAAUCGUCAGCCAGGUCAAGCAGUUGUGGGAACGAUAUGGCCUGGACACGAGAACCAAAUUCAAUACAAAAGUCGAAAAGAUGUACAAAGACGAGAAGGGUCGCUGGAUUAUCAACAACCCGGCGAACGGUAGAUACGAAGGUGUGAUAGCGGCCGUAGGAACAUGCGGAGAUCCCAAAAUGCCGAAGAUGGACGGCAUGGAUAAAUUCAAGAAUCACAUUUACCAUUCUAGCGAGUUAACUGGGGUUGACGCGAAAGGAAAAACCAUGAUAAUUAUUGGUGGCGGUGCGUCGGCCGUUGAAGCUUUGGAAUAUGCUUCUGAUGAGGGAGCAUCGAAGAUUUAUAUCCUCUCACGCAGUGACAAGUGGAUCAUCCCUCGCAACUGGGUUGUUGAUAUUUUACUUUCUUUGAACAUUUGGGGACAGGAGACUAUGUUGUCUGUUAUCCCCGAAGCCCUACUCAAGAAAUUCUUCUAUCGAGACCUGCGAGACCUAGCGCCGGACGACAAGGGAAUUUUUAUGGAUACGCCAAUGGUCAAUUCGGACGUGAUGGACAAGCUUCGCUCCGGUCAAGCUGAAUGGGUCAGAUGCGAUAUCGAAACUUUCACCGAGACUGGAGUGCUUGUGAAUAAGAGAGAUAAAGGCGUACCGAGAGGAGGGCCCGGUAAACGAGUCAAUGUCGAGGGUGAUAUGAUAGUCAUGGCUACUGGUUAUAAGAGACCGUCUUUGGAUUUCCUUCCGGACGACUGCUUUAGCGAACCAUACGGUCCACCGAACUGGUAUCUUCAGACAUUCCCUCCACAGCAUCCAUCUAUCUCGGCCAUCAACUGCACCUAUUUAUCGGCUAUCGGUACCGUUGGCAACUGGCAUAUCGGCAUCUAUACCCGAAUCCUCCUUAUGUUCCUCGUGGACCCCCUGACGCGUCCAUCCACGUUCUGGAUGGAACGUUGGAUCGACAUGACCAAGGUCCUGAAAGCUACGGCCCCGACCGGUGCUUUCGACUUCUUCACUUACCUCGAGUUGAUCUGGUGGUUCUUCUUUUGCGUCACUAUAAACCCAUUCCGAUGGAAGUGGGCACUCUUUGUCUUCUUCGGCCUAGUAUUUGCGCUACCCAAGCAUGUAGUAGCCGCGGAAGACCAGGUUCGAAACGGCAUUGGGUAUUCCGGGGCUGACGAGCGAGACAGAGACGUCGGCAAGAGCUUCUAGGAGAUUGUCGGCGCUAGAGAUGCGCCUCGCUCGAAAAUUUCGGUUUCGAAAUCCCUAGAAUACCUAGAAGGUCAACGUAUAAUCGCCAUGAUGGAAAUUAUACGCCAUGAUGGAAUCGAAUCCUGCUAGCCGCUACGCUGUCAAUCCUCAUCACAAGUACGUUAGAUAUGGCUACCAUUACAAUCUGUAUAAUGGUUUAUUAUAUGAAAACCCUCUCCGCAACCAUAAGAAACGGCGCCUUGCGACCAAAUUCGUGCGACCAGCAUCGAUCGAUGUCACUACGAGAAAUCCUUAUAUUAAGGCUCUCCCCUUAGAGCGAAUUUUUUCGAUGCUCGAACGGGAACCCUAGUGUGCAAUAGGUUUCAUCAACCU